AUGCACAGUGACACCAUCUGCAGCAAGAUCAUGUUCCUGGCUGAAGAACACAGACCAGCUUCACCUACCUGUAGCGAUGUUUCUGAGAUAAGUCACAGGUCCAAGGAAGAACCAGAGGACUUCAGGAGUAAUCCAACGAGCCUGUCUGAAGAACACAGACCAGCUUCACCUACCUGUAGCGAUGUUUCUGAGAUAAGUCACAGGUCCAAGGAAGAACCAGAGGACUUCAGGAGUAAUCCAACGAGCCUGGCUGAAGAACACAGACCAGCUUCAUCUACCUGUAGCGAGAUUUCAGAGAAAAGUUACAGAUCCAAGGAAGAACCAGAUAACUUAAGGAAUAAUCAAACGCGCCUGUCUCAAGAACACAGACCAGCUUCACCUACCUGUAGCGAUGUUUCUGAGAUAAGUCACAGGUCCAAGGAAGAACCUUGGAACUUCAGGAGUAAUCCAACGAGCCUGGCUGAAGAUCCCAGACCAGCUUCACCUACCUGUAGCGAGAUUUCAGAGAAAAGUUACACAUCACAGGAAGAACCAGAUAACUUAAGGAAUAAUCAAACGCGCCUGUCUCAAGAACACAGACCAGCUUCACCUACCUGUAGCGUUGUUUCUGAGAUAAGUCACAGGUCCAAGGAAGAACCAGAGGACUUCAGGAGUAAUCAAACGAGCCUGGCUGAAGAACACAGACCAGCUUCACCUACCUGUAGCGAUGUUUCAGAGAAAAGUUACAGGUCCAAGGAAGAACCAGAUAACUUAAGGAGUAAUCAAUCGAGCCUGUCUGAAGAACACAGACCACAUUCACCUACCUGUAGUGAUGUUUCUGAGAUAAGUCACAGGUCCAAGGAAGAACCUUGGAACUUCAGGAGUAAUCCAACGAGCCUGGCUGAAGAACACAGACCAGCUUCAUCUACCUGUAGCGAUGUUUCUGAGAUAAGUCACAGGUCCAAGGAAGAACCAGAGGACUUCAGGAGUAAUCCAACGAGGUAA
Molecule: messenger RNA, 984 nt
Organism: Cololabis saira (Pacific saury)
Lineage: Eukaryota; Metazoa; Chordata; Actinopteri; Beloniformes; Belonidae
Exons: 10
Coding region: 1-984 (327 amino acids)
Source: RefSeq, a predicted model, not a curated record